Megalops cyprinoides (Indo-Pacific tarpon) is the source of this 2157-nucleotide messenger RNA. Its product is annotated as solute carrier family 28 member 3-like. NCBI's taxonomy places the organism in Eukaryota, Metazoa, Chordata, Actinopteri, Elopiformes, Megalopidae. Gene Ontology annotation, cellular component: membrane. The record is from RefSeq and is a predicted model, not a curated record. The transcript has 17 exons. The coding region runs from base 102 to 2063 and encodes 653 amino acids. Gene Ontology annotation, molecular function: pyrimidine- and adenosine-specific:sodium symporter activity. Gene Ontology annotation, biological process: pyrimidine nucleoside transport; purine nucleoside transmembrane transport.
GUGUGUGUGCGUGUGUGUGUGUGUGUGUGUGUGUGAAUACGAGAGACCUCCCCUUCAGGAAUAGCUUCCUUGACUGGCAGCCAGGGCUCCUCAGUGCAAAGAUGGAACUGCAUGAGGCCACAGAAAAGAGAAUGAAGACUGGAGCAGACAAUCCAACCUUCCACUCCCAGGAAUUUGUCUCAAUUGAUUGUGGAGAUGACAGACGAAUGGAGGAGGAAGCAGAUGACACAGAGCUAAAGCACAAUAAAAGAUUGUUGGAGAGGAAAAUGGAAGAUUUGCAGCAGCUGCUGGAGAAACACCGUCAGAACAUCAGUCGGGUGUUCAGAGCUCUCUUUCUAGCAGGGUAUCUUGCCAUGGUGAUUGCAGCCUGCGUGUUGAAUUUCCAGCGGGGCAUGGCUCUUCUGGUGCUCACCCUGGUGGCCUCCUUCUUCAUGGUGUGGGAUGGGAUGAUGAGGAGGUACGAGGGUCGGCUCCAGGACGCUUUGCACCCACUAAAAAAUGCCCUCAGAAAGCAGUGGUUCUGGAUCAGAUGGGUAGUGUGUGUUGUCUUGUUGGGGGCAGUGGCAAGCUGGCUCGUCCUGGACACAGCUAAACAGGGGACGCGACCUCUGGUUUCAUUUGCUGGGCUCCUCACGUUUGUGCUGCUGAUGGUCAUUUUCUCCAGAAGUCCUUUCAGGGUUUCCUGGAGGGCGGUGCUAUGGGGGGUAGGGCUCCAGUUCCUCUUUGGGCUGCUGAUCCUCAGGACAAGGGCAGGGUUCACGGCGGUGGAGUGGCUGGGUCGGCAGGUGGAGGUUUUCCUGGCUUACACAGAUGAUGGUUCAAAGUUUGUUUUCGGUGACAAAUUUACAGACCACUUUUUCGCAUUCAAGGUCUUGCCCAUUGUGGUCUUCUUCAGCACAGUGAUCUCCAUGCUCUAUUACCUGGGCUUCAUGCAAUGGCUCAUUUUAAAGGUGGGGUUUGUCAUGCAAAUCACCAUGGGAACAUCUCCCACGGAGUCGAUGGUUGCAGCAGGGAACAUAUUUGUGGGACAGACGGAGUCGCCCCUCCUGAUUCGCCCGUACAUCUCCCAGCUCACAGUGUCCGAAAUUCACGCAGUGAUGACCAGUGGCUUUGCCACCAUUGCCGGCAGCGUCCUGGGGGCCUUCAUCUCAUUUGGGAUCCAGGCAUCGCACCUGCUCACUGCCUCUAUGAUGUCAGCACCCGCCUCCCUCGCCAUUGCCAAAACAUUCUGGCCAGAAACCGAGAUACCGCGGGUCACCGCCAAGCGAGGGUUCAAACUGGAGAAGGGGGAAGGGAGGAACUUGCUGGAAGCCGCCUGCCAUGGAGCCUCAGCCUCCAUCAGCCUGGUGGCCAAUAUCGCUGUUAAUCUCAUUGCUUUCCUGGCCCUUCUCAGUUUCGUCAACGCUGCCCUCUCCUGGCUGGGAAACAUGUUUGAUUACCCCCAGCUGAGCUUCUCUCUCAUCUGUUCAUACGUCUUCAUGCCGUUUUCCUUCCUGAUGGGCGUGGCAUGGGAGGACAGCUUCGUGGUGGGCGAGCUGAUUGGCCUGAAAACCUUCUUUAACGAGUUUGUGGCGUACGAGCGUUUGGCUGACCUGAUCCAGAGGAGGGAGGCAGGAGGGCCAGAGUACGUGGACAACAUCAAACAGUACCUCUCUGUUCACUCUGAAACCAUAGCAACAUACGCCUUGUGUGGAUUCGCUAACAUCGGGUCCCUUGGUGUGAUGAUUGGAGGGCUGUCGGCCAUGGCCCCGGAGCGGAGAGGUGAUAUCUCCAGGUGUGCGAUCAGGGCUCUGGUGUCAGGGACAGUGGCCUGCUUCAUGACUGCCUGUGUGGCAGGAAUCUUGUACAUACCACCAUUUUCAUGUGCAGCCUUUCUUGAGAAUGAGUUCAGCUCUUCCUCAGUGACUAACAGCACACAGCUACAGACCUGCUGCUUGGAUGUAUAUAAUGGGACAUCAGUGAUCAGCCCCUUCAAUGUGACAGUAGGGGGCAGCUACUCACUGGACAUACUCCACAACUGCUGCUCUGUCACUGCAUACAACUGCAGCUCCAUACUUCCGUAGAGAGGGAGGAGGAGAGGAAGGCUCUGCUGAGUGCGUCUCCUCUCACUCCCUGUCCUUUCAGACCAUUCUGUGGCAGCCGGGCUUUAAAACUCAG